This is a messenger RNA of Anopheles maculipalpis, 1590 nucleotides long. RefSeq names its product smad nuclear-interacting protein 1. Gene Ontology annotation, cellular component: nucleus. The transcript is spliced from 3 exons. The record is from RefSeq and is a predicted model, not a curated record. Gene Ontology annotation, molecular function: protein binding; mRNA binding. Bases 1 to 1590 code for a protein of 529 amino acids. Lineage: Eukaryota; Metazoa; Arthropoda; Insecta; Diptera; Culicidae. Gene Ontology annotation, biological process: miRNA processing.
AUGAGUAGCAAAGCAAAUUCAUUGCGAUAUUCCAAUACAAAUGAUGAUAGCAGUGAAGAAGAUGCAACGAAAGAACGUCAUGGCUACCAUCGUCGAUUCUCGAGGGACAAGCGCAAUAAGCACAAAAAGCACAAGAAACAUAAGAAGUCAAAGAAACAUAAGAAAAAACGUAACUCGUCCGAGUCUGAUAGCCGUAGCAAGUGCGGUACGCAUGAAUCUGACGAUUUGAUUGUGCCACCCCUAAGCAAGAAAACGACACAAAUGUCGGCAGCAUCGCCAGCAGAGAACAGAUAUUCCAAAGGUAGUAAAGGUAACAUUGGAAAGGAAGUCGAAUCACACAAGCAGUUACCAUCGCGCUGGGACAGUUCCGGAGAAGGAGACCAUUCCCGCCAAAUGCUGAAUUGCAAACGUUUCAGAACGCAUCGUUCCGGUUCCAGUGGGCUUAAGGGUGAUGAUCGUGUUGAGAGGGAUCCGUUAAACCACGAACAAUACAAAUCAACAAGACCUUCUCAACUAUCUAAGAAUGUUGACCGUCAUAAUACUCAGUAUUUCGAUAAUAGAGGAAAAGAGCUACUAGGUCACAGAAACGAAAACCUUUGUUCACGGGGAUUCGAUAAACAUGGAUCUAGCCAACGGUAUUGGCCAGAUAGUGGCAAUCACAGCAUUCACGGCGGAAGCAGUUCCCGAGAUAAUGAACCUAGUUCCAACAGUCGCGAAUUAGGACAACGCGAACGAGAUUUACACGCUGACAAAUGCAAGCAAUCGGUAGCAGAUAAGUAUGGCACUAAAGGGCGCAAACGCAGACAUGCUGAUAGCCCUUACAAACAAUCUAUGGGAAGGGGCGAUAUAUCGUCCCAAAAGCGAGCAAAUAGUACAUUUUCAGUGAAGCAAGAAAAAACCAACCGUACCGAUGCAGCAGCACCAUUUAAAUGGGGUACAGAUACGGAUAACAAAUCAAACCCGCCCAAAGCUAGUUCUAAUGGGGGGCGAAAUAACGAAUCGGUAGCAAACAGGGACGAUUCGGCUCCGAUCGAAAAAGAAAAGCCCAACUUUGGUUUAUCCGGCAAACUGACCGCGGAAACCAAUACGGUGCAAGGCGUUGUGAUUGCGUACUCGGAACCACCCGGUGCCCGCAAACCAAAGCGUCGAUGGCGGUUGUAUCCGUUCAAGGGCGAACAAGCAUUACCAACGCUCUACAUCCAUCGUCAAAGCUGCUUUUUGAUAGGGCGGGAUCGAAAGGUUUGCGAUAUUCCGGUCGACCAUCCGUCCUGUUCGAAGCAGCAUGCAGUUUUGCAGUACCGUUUGGUACCGUACGAGCGCGCAGACGGCACGAAAAGCCAAUGCGUUCGGCCCUACAUUAUCGAUUUAGAGUCUUCGAAUGGGACGUUUGUGAACAACAAGCCAAUAGAGACAAAGCGCUAUCUUGAGCUGCGUGAAAAGGAUGUACUUAAGUUUGGAUUUAGCUCGCGCGAGUACGUGCUGCUGCACGAAAACAGCAAAGAGGACAACGAGGACGAUGAAGGAUACGAUGCAUCGCCGCCCGUUAAACAACGAGCAUCUAGCGAUACUACAAAGGUAGAAACAAAGUAG